Molecule: messenger RNA, 4517 nt
Organism: Phialemonium atrogriseum
Lineage: Eukaryota; Fungi; Ascomycota; Sordariomycetes; Cephalothecales; Cephalothecaceae
Exons: 1
Coding region: 123-4445 (1440 amino acids)
Source: RefSeq, a predicted model, not a curated record
GAGCUCUGCGUCUGCAAAGCAGAGUCUUUCCGGACACGACGACCCCCUCCAAGUCACCUUGCGGGAAGCUCCCUCAACCCGACGUCGAGUUCUGUCACGGUCAAGCCAAGCGUCCAAACACAAUGGCGACGCCAGAGAUCCUCGCCAUUCCUUGCAAGCUCGAUGCCUUCGUGUUCAACGCUGCGGUAUGCGGCGGAACAUCGACUCACCCAAAUGACGAUAACAACAAGAACCUGGCCAAAAUUGCCCCCUUGAGCCAGCCCAACUACACUUUUCUGCGUUUCGAGCGCACCAUGGUGCAGAAUGACAUCCUCAACUUCACCGACCUGCACAAGACCGGCCCGGCCCCGUUCAACCCCCGCUUCACCGACCUGGGUACUGGACUGCCGCACACUCAGCGUCAAGGCGUGUACCUUCACUGGAUUGUCCCGCGACCGUACCGCACGGGAUCUACAAUCUCCCAGGACCAGAAGGUCGAGUCGAAUGCGAGGGAGCAAGCUGGCUUCAAGCCCAAGACUAGGGCACCGAAGGGAGAUGUGGGAGAUGUGGGAGAUGACGAUGCUCCACCUAUCCCGGCAGAUACAACUGCUCCCGACUUUAAUCCCGCGCCGCCACGAUGGCUGGUUAUUCGCAAAGUGGAAAAGAGUGACCCGCCAAAUGUGUUGCCCGAAGUAGAUGCGUGGGUUGUCGAGAGCGACCGCCGGCACAAUCUUGAUGACAUCCCGACAAAGCCGGACAUCGACCUCCAAGUUGAUUUCUCGCCCUACAUCCGGGGCGGCACCGCUGAGAAUCUCGACGGGACUGCCAUUGACCAGCAGGCCGAGGUCUUUAUCGGAUACAAGGAGUCCGCGAGCACCUGGACUGAGUCUUAUAACCCCAAGCAGCCCAGCGACAAGCAGCCUGGCCGGGUCGACCUGAACCUGCUCAACUCGUCGAACCAACUGUUUCCCGACUACCAGCCACACAACAGCAACGUCUUCAGCAUAAUCGACACCCUGCAGUACGGCACAGAUAAGAAAGGGAAUCCGUUGGUGGUGAGCACAGCGACUAUCAGCUACUACGUGCUAGGAUGGCAUUCGAGCGACCAGCAGGACCCCUUUGGAACGCUGGAUCCCAACGGGACCGUCACACGGGGACAACGGCUUGCCGCACUCAACAUGGUGCUCGACCAGGCGGAUGCAACGACGGCAGAUGGUGUCAAGGAUUGGCUCGACUCCAAAGACCCGACACGAGUUCUCUGUCACGGGGCCAUGUACAAUGUGCUUUGGGACGGAGGCAGCAAACCGCCGAUAGUUCCGGCGGACAACUUCUUCAAGACGCUGAAUAGCGACAUGCCAGUCUCGGUCGGCACAACGCCCAUGGAUUCUCUCCUCACCUACAUAAAGAGCCACGUCAGUCCAAACGUCGUCUACGGAGACCCCAUUCAACAGGUCGAGCAGGACCUGCUCAGGAUCCAAAAGCUCCUGCACGCUCACGACGACGGCGUCGAGGGGCAGGCAGAGGCAGACGAUAUUGUGUACAACUGGAACUUUUCCAGCACCAGUGGAGGCAACCACUACUUCCUCGCGAGCAGCGAUGGGGGUUCAGGCGAUAAGGGCCGUCCGACGGCUCCAAGUCCAACCGACAUUCGAAAUCUGGCCACACUAAACAACUGCCAGAGGUAUCUCGAUGGGCUGAACCGUCAACUGGAGCUUCUCCGGUGGGGGAUGUUCGCCUUCUGGUGGCAGUACAUGACCGACCUGCAGCCGACGACGACCCCAGACCAAGUCAAGGCCAAGUCGGACAAGAUAAUGGCAAUUAUGGCCCAGAUCAUGGUUGCGACCAAUGCCGUGGAGGCGGCCAAGAUCCUCAUCCCUGGCGGCCUGGCACAAAUGGGCGUGCUGCCACCGUACUACCAGGCUCGUGAUCCCACGAUGCUCGUCGCGGGGAUCGAAUCGGGUUGGCCGUGGGACUACCUCAACCAGCUACAGUCCCGCGUGGACACGCAACUAUACUACGCUCCCGCGGUCGUCCCUGAAAUGGACCCUGCCUGGACCUCAUUCUGCAACACAAUCCUGCCCAAGCUGGACCCAGCGGUGCAGGGUGCGGCCCUGAGUCUUGUUGGCGAGUUCCUCGCCCUAGACCCGGACACUGUCGCGCCACCGCCACCGCCGGCGCAAGCUGGUUAUGAAGCUCCGCUUUACCACGACUUGGAUAAGAAGCAUGCUCUCCCGGAUGGCAAGGCGCCGUGGCGGGACCGUUGGGAACAGAGCCAAGCUUGGUUUCCCUUGUUCCUCGAGUGGGAAGCGGAAUACACGCACAUACCGCUCGAGGUGACGGAUCCUCUGUGGACUCUCGACCAGCGCGGAGCUUGGCCAAACGACCCCGUGAAGCUGCGAUACGGCAUCACGCCGGGCGUCGAGCUCGCAGAUAUCAACCCACCUCUGAGUGACAAGCGGACCGUGUCCGGCCGAGUGCUGAUCCUGCCGCAGCCGGAGCUCAACCUCCAGACCAUCGUGACGCAAAUCCUCGCCAACCUGCCCGAGGGAUAUCUGACCCCGGAACAAGCCAGAGAGCUCAAAGAUAACCUGCACGAGCUCGCCUUCCUCUCGUCCCCGCUGUCGGGCUUCACCGACCAUCUCCUCACGCGGGUCCAGGGAAACCACAUCAAGCCCACUGUGCGCGACUCGUCGGCAGGCACCGUUAAACCAUUCGCAGCAGCCAUCGAUGUUGGCAAGAGCGUCGGUUUCGACAAGCCGCAGCUCACGAUGAUGGGCAUCAACACCGACCUCUUGCCAUAUGGGACGCUUGUCAGCUACCUGGAUGACAACUAUUGCCCAUUCAAGCCAGCAACGCAUGGCCAAUUCAGGUUCACCGCCCUGAACGUCAUCGACAAGUUCGGGCAGGCCAUCACUGCCAUCGACCCGACGCCGAUGCCCGUCGACCAGGGUCCGCCGCCGCUGUAUCCCUGCAUCAGUGAAUACUAUGUGCCCCAGUCGUCGAGCAAGGACGCCGAGGUGGCCAACACGGUCGUGCAGGACAAGCCGGGCUUGUGCCAGUAUGUGCAGCUGCCGCCGGCCAUCAACCAGCCGGCGCGACUCAACUCGACCUUUGUCGAUUACCUCCCGGCGGACCCCGCAAGAAAAACCGCCGAGGGCUGGCAGGCCUUGACCGAGUGGGAUGACCCUGUCUGGGGGUGGGUUGUGCCCAACUACGCCGACAGCGGCAUCCAGCUGUUCUUGCCCGAUGGAACAUUCUUUCGGGAGAUCCGCCUCGGCGGUCCCAAUGGAGCCACCGAAUCGGGCGCCUGGCUCCCGUUCGACAAGCCGACGUCUGACGUUUCGAAAGACCCAAACGUCCACCAGCUACAACUCCUUGCAGAUAAGCUGGCCGACAAGGACUACCUGCACUCGUUCAUCGCCAUGGUGAACACGUCGAUGGGCACUUCGGCCCCUCCCCCAACAGCCUACUCGGAAUUCCUGUCCGCCCUGAUCGGGAAGCCCCUGGCGCUAGUCAAGGUGGGCUUCUCGCUCGAGCUCGCCACGGACCAGCUCUCCAACACGAGCACCAUCCUCGGCCCGCCUACCAACCCCGAGAUGCCGCUCCUGCCAAGCAAGGAUGACCCCGACAACCACUACCGCUUCCAGAUGCAGCUGGGCGACCCAUCACGCAUGUACGACGGCCUCAUUGCCUACCUCCUCCCUUCCGCGAAACCCACGGUAGGAGACGCGCUCGACCUCUCCAUGCUGUACACCCACUUCGUCCCCAAACCACCAAAAAAGGGCGACCCUCCGACGCCACCGACGCCGAACCUGACCGAGAUCGCCGAGCCCAACUACCCCCUCCUCUCUCCCUUCUGGAUCGACCCAAUGGACACCACCAUCGUCAGCGCCAAGGACCCCAGCGCCGUCUACGCAGCCAAAUGGACAGCCCAUCUGCAACCCUUCGGCGCCCUAGUCGACCCCUUCACCGCCCUCCACGCCUACACCGGCAUCCUCCCCACAUCCCCAACGCAGCUGCCCACCUGGACAUGGCAGACGGCCUUCGCCCGCAUGACAGCCUUCUUCCACAUGGGCCCCCUGCUCGCGACCACAGACGCACCCCCCUACACGCCCACCUACGCCCUGGGACCCGAUGACUACGACGUCAAGGACGACAACAAGGUCCUCCCCGGCUCAGGGCUGGGCAUCCCCGCCAUGCAGACCGGCCAGUGGGCGUGGCUGCAGCCCUACGAUAGGCCCGGACCGGUGGGGGUGGGGGAAGGGGAGACUGGAUUCAUGGCUAUGGAUAUGGCGGCCGUGGAUCAGAGGCCCAGGUUUGAGCCGGCGCCGUAUACGGCGCUCGAGGGGUACAUGCAGCUUAGGAGGCCGAUUGGGGGGGAUGUGCCUGGGGCGCCUUCGCCCCCGCCAACUCCUCCGACUCCUCCUCCUACUGGAGGGGCUGCGAGGAGGCGCCGGGGGCGUUAAUAGGGGUUCGUUGGGGGUUGGAUGGGGAGUAUUCUUGGAGUCACACUGAAGUAGGAAUUGUCUCUUGGUAAC